Bacillus rossius redtenbacheri is the source of this 5288-nucleotide messenger RNA. RefSeq names its product slit homolog 1 protein (gene caps). Gene Ontology annotation, molecular function: protein binding. The record is from RefSeq and is a predicted model, not a curated record. The coding region runs from base 341 to 1855 and encodes 504 amino acids. NCBI's taxonomy places the organism in Eukaryota, Metazoa, Arthropoda, Insecta, Phasmatodea, Bacillidae. The transcript has 2 exons.
CCGACGAAGCCUGGCCGUUCGCUCUUCAGUGCAGUACGCGGAGGCAGGGCGUUCGCUUCGUGAGUCCGUUCCGUGUAGGCGUCGUGCUGGGAGGGUUCUUGUUUUUCGAAGUGCGCGGAGAACAAAAGAACGGGAGAGUGUGUGGUGUUUCACGCGUGCCCCGCGCGUCAUGACGUCUGGCCUCGUCUGUGGUUCUUCGCCGUCGGCGGGAGAGGUCGACUCGUCCAGUGGCGGAAUCCAGGCGACGCCGAAGUGAUGCGCCGGAAACGCGACCAGGCGUAACUCUCGCUUGUUGUGGUUCCUUUCCCGCAAGACCGCGAGAUGCCCCGCCGCUAGCGCCAUGCUGCUGCCGCUCGCGUGGUGCCUGGCCGCCGUCCUGGCGUGGACGAACCGCGCGCUCGCCAUCUGCCCCACCAGCUGCAAGUGCGACGACGACACCCUGGUGGUGACCUGCGUGCAGGCCAACCUCGACGUCAUCCCCAUCACCUUGAACCCGUCCAUCCAGCGGCUGGUUCUGCGCGGCAACCGCGUCCGCACCGUCGACUCGGCCUUCCAGUUCUACAGCGAGCUCCAGUACGUGGACCUGUCGGACAACCAGCUCGUUUCCGUGCCGGCGCGCAGCUUCGACGCGCAGAGGAAACUGACGGAGCUGCACCUGCACCACAACAAGAUCUCGUUCGUGUCGAACCGCACCUUCUCCGGCCUGCGCGCGCUGACGGUGCUCAGCCUGCGGCGCAACUUCCUGGAGGAGUUCCCCGACCAGCUGUUCGCGUCGCUGUCGCGCCUGGAGGAGCUCGACCUGGGACAGAACAGGAUCUCGCGCGUCGACGCGCGCGCCUUCGCCGGGCUGGCCUCGCUCAAGAUCCUGUACCUGGACGACAACCAGCUGAAAGUCGUCCCCACGCCUGCCUUCGCGCUGCUCGGAGGGCUCGCCGAGUUGCACCUGGGGCUCAACGGCUUCGCGCGCCUGCCCGACGACGCGUUCGCCGGCCUCGCGAAGCUCGCCGUGCUCGACCUCAGCGGCGCCGGCCUCGUCAACGUGAGUGAGCACGCGUUCCGCGGCCUGCCGGCCUUGCGCUACCUGGGGCUCGCCGACAACAGGCUGUCUGCCGUGCCCACGAGGCAGCUGCAGGGGCUGGCGCGGCUCGAGGAGCUGUACCUGGGGCAGAACGACCUGGAGGCGCUCCCCGCAGGCGCGUUCCGCGGGCUAGCCAACCUGCGCAAGCUGGACGUGUCGGGCGCGCCCUUGCUGACCACCGUGGAGAGGGGCGCGCUGCAGGACAACCUGAACCUCGAGACGCUGGUGCUGAGCAGCAACAAGCGCCUGGCCGCCGUGGAAGAGGGCGCGCUGGAAGGGCUGCCCAACCUCCGGCACCUGGUGCUGCGCGACAACGCCUUCGCGUCGUUCCCCGAGACCCUGGCCGCGUGGCCCGAGCUGCGCAGGAUCGACCUGGCGGAGAACCCUCUGGAGUGCCGCUGCGGCCUGCUCUGGCUGCGGGACCUCCUGGCGCGGCGCAACGCCACCCAGGUGCUGUGCGCGGCGCCGCAGCACCUCAAGGACCGCUCCCUGCCGGCGCUGACGGACGACGAGCUCGGCUGCGCCUUGCACGACACCCGGCAGCAGGCCAUCAUCGGCGCGCUUUGCGGCUGCGCGGUCGCCGUUCUCGCGGCGCUGGGGUUCCUAGCGCACCGCCACCGCCGGCGCUUCCAGGCCGCCGUCAAGGACUACAAGUGGAACAACCGCGCCAUCAGCCGCAAGGAGCACGAGUACCAGAAGACCUUCUCCGACGAGGAGUACAUCUCGCGCGCCGCCCAGCCGCAGCCGCUCAAGCCGGUGCCCGUGACGGAGCUGUAGCUAGAGCUGUUCGCCGCCUCCAGCCCGUCGUCGCCCGGGGUGUUCUUCCUGCCCCACGGCGGCGGCGGCGAGGCGGCGGGGCGGCGGGCCGCCGCCUCCAACGGCCACCCUUGCGGCAAGUGCCGGCCCCUGGACCAGGGUCGCGAGGCGGUGUGCGCGGUGCGCUACCUGAACGGCCGGCAGUGAAGUCUCUCCGCCGCGAGCUCCCGAGUGCAAUCCGUGGUCGCCGAUCAUUCUUUUCCUUCCCCCUUAGCGUGGUGACACGCAGCGAGUGUAAGCCCGGACUCGUCCCGUGCGAAGGAGCAGGCCUCUUGGAGACACUCCUCGAGAGUGCUCGUGUAGGGUCGAGUGUUCUAGAAGACGCGUGUAGGAUCGAGUGUUCUAGAAGACGCGUGUAGGGUCGAGUGUUCUAGAAGACUCGCCGAGAGACGCGCAGAGAACUUGCGAAUCAUAGAAAUGCCUAACACUGGACAAGAAUUAACGUGAGCAACUGGUGCGUUUUAAAGAGAGUUUUUUUCUACAUUUCCUGUGCAUAACAAAAAAAAUAUAAAUAUAUAUAUAUUCUUUAGAUCAGUGUGGUACAGUGAACUUUCUCCAUCAUUCCCUAAUUAUUAUAAUAAUAUGAUUGUUAAUGAUUCAGCACGUAAUAAUGUAUAUUUCAUUGCUUUCCAAAGGAAGAGUAAUUAUACUUACUUGUGUUUAUAUAGUUGCGGGAGAUGAAAAAAAAAUUGAAUGCAAAAUAUUUUUUUAGACGUGUGAAUUAUUCUUUCAUAAGGUUGUGAUUUGUAGAAUUAUUUUUUUUGGCGAGUUUUUGACUGUUACCGAAUGCAAAUUCUGUUGUCAUAAUGACCUAGUCGAGUAUGAACUAAUGUUUGGCCAAUCCUAUUUUUUUUUUAUUUGCUCAUCAUUAUUUAACUGUCAUAGAUUUAUAUGAAAGCAUACUUUCAGGAAAUUGUAUAAAACCAUAGUAAAAUUUUAAAAACUCGACAAAACAAGACCUCCCAUACAAACUUAUGCCCCUUGAAAAAUUUAUUUAAAAAAAUGUAUUGACUGUCCAAUAAUCUUACUGCCUGUUUCUACCGUCUUAAUUUUUUUUUCACUUUCUAUCAAGCUUUGUAAAUACAAUAUUAAAAUAAAAUUCUAGCAAUCAUUUAAAAGGUCAAUAUUGCCUUGUUAGGUUUUUUUUAAUACAUACCAAGCACAGUUUAAUCGCACAAAUUAAAUUGAAAUCUUAGUUUAAGUGAUUUCUCUCGAAACUCCCAAUAUGUGUUGGUUUUUUUUUUCCUUCUGUCCUGUUAUAUAUUUCUGAUGUGUUAUAUUUCUAAACGUUUAAGGUUUAAAGUUUUUUUUAAUAAAUCUUUUUUUGUGUUAGUACUAAAUGUAAAAUUGAAUGUGUAUUCAUUUCUGAAACCUGACGAAAAAAGAUGGGUUUGCUGCUAGGAUAGUACUGCCAUAAAUCCUGUCAUUUGUGCUGUGCAUCGGGUACGUUAGUGUAUAUAUAUAUACAUACAUACACACACACAUACACACACACACACACACACACACAUAACGUUCCUUUGGGAUCAUGGACAUUGAGGUACGGGAAAUCAAACAGAACGAAACCCUCGAAUGCAAGCAGUCUGUGAUUUUUAACACUUGGUGACGGACUGAAGUUGAAUUAUAUAGAUGCUGUAACUUUCUUGCAAGCAAAUUGCAGUAAAUUAAAAAAAAAAAUACUUUUUUACAUUCACAGUGGUAAGUUUUCCUUAAACAGUUUUUUUUAGGGUUGUGCCUUUGAUGUUAGUAUGAAAUCUCAACUAGAUCAUUAUUGAACGUUGUCACCACAAAGAAGGCUUAUUUUUUUUAUAGUUUCCUAGUCAUGUAAUAACGGUGGUUAUCUAAAAAAAAAUGUAUUUAAGUACAUUUUGUUCAUCUUUGACCCUGAGUAAAACAUAUGGUUUAUGAAACCUAUUUUUAGAGAUAAAAAAAUUGUUCAGAGCCAAAGAAUGCUAUACAGUGUGAGGAAGUAGGCCUUUGUUUGUAACUUGAUGGUGUGUGAUGAUUUACCUUGAGAAUAGUUUUCAUUGUUUUUAAGUGACGUUCAUUGCUCUGUAUAAGAUAAUAUUGUACUAUAUGUAUACACUUGGAUUUGUUAGUGUUUCUAUGCACCGCUUGGUGCGAUAUCAAAGUACUUAUACUGCCUUGCCUUAAUUGAAAGCAAUACUCUUUAAACUGUAUUGAAGUGAGGUCUUUGUUCCGAUAUUGUGUUCGUUGUACCUGGAGGGAAGUAACAAGAUACAUUAUUUCAUAAAUUUUUCAUUUUGUUUUAGGGCUUGGUUUAGUGUGUAACGUGGUCUGGAAUUUUUUUUUGUGAGUAGUUUACUCUUAGUGCCCUGUUUAAAAAUAAUAUCUCAAAACUUUGAUUCAUCAAUGAGGUAAGAGUUUACAGUAUCUAAAAUCAAUAUUUAACUAUACAUCUCAGCAAAAAUCAGGACUUCGGUCUAAUUUCGAAAUGGAUAUUCGAACAUUGUUUUCUUUUAGGCCUAGUUUGUGCCCGUUUUUGUCAGGAAACGCGCAGUCGAAUUAACUAAAUAUUACUAUCUGGUAUUUUUUUUUAGAACUUCUGUAUUUAUCAGAUUGGUGGUGAUUAAGUUUAUUUGCAAUCUUACAUCUUUGCCUCAAACUAAAUUCUUGAUCUUACGGGUGGUUAUGAGUUGCAUUUUGUUGUAUGCUAUGACAAUGGAGCUGAAAUUUGAGGUUGUAUUGCCUACGUUAGGAAUAACUGUAGCGGCAUUUGGGAUUAUAAUUUCGUACUUAAUAGACAGGUUUUUUUUGCUAUCGAGCGAUAACGGGCAGAUAACUUGAAAAUGGCAUGCAUUUGUUUUUAUAAAUAAAAUAUACUUAUUGUACAGUACUGUUGUGAAAGUCAAUUCGUUCUUUCAUAACUUAUUUUUAAUUUUGGACGGUCAUUUACACAGAAAACAAAAAAAAAAAAACUUUGUUUCAAAUUGUAAAAUUGUAAAUGUUUCCAGUGCAAGAAUUCGAUUCUUUGGAGAUUCUUAGAAUUAUUUUAGCGUCCAAUUAAUUUGUUUUAUUAUUCCGUUAAGUUCACGCAUAUGUUCUGACAUCACAUGAUCUACCAAGAUCAAAAGAUUAAUGCAAAUUUUCAUUUUUCACUUUCACGAUGGAAAAAAAAUAUACAGGCAAGAGGAAGUAUGUCUUAUCAUAUACAAGUCUUGUCUCAGCCCCCAACCCUUGUGUGAAAUUUAAAACUGGAAACAUUUACAAGAUUUUAAAAACAUGGCCACUGCUCUUCUUUCUUGUAUUCUGUAUAUACGACCCUAUUUCUUCAAUAAAGUAUAAUUUCUUUUGUAUAUAACACAGAACUCUUCCUCAAGACAGUUGAAAACUUCAGAAUGAUAUUAAUAAAGAUUUUGACAAAGAAAAAAAA